UCUUCAGUGCAACGCCAGCCAGCAAAGCGAUCGGUUCAUUUUGUUGAGAGAUCCAGAAUAAAUAAAGAAUCUAGAAAUAUGGACAGCAAACAGCCUCCGCCGUACAGUGAGCAGCCCGGAUUCACGCCCGCACAGACCUAUCAGCCCGGUGGCCCCACCCAGCCACCACUGUACCCACCAAUGCCUCAGCCACCGCAGUCUUCCACGGUGAUCAUUCAGACCACGACGACUACCAACCUGGUGCCCAUCAGCAGUGGACCUACUCGCGUCCGUUGCCCCUCCUGCCACGCCGAAGUCCUGACCACCGUUAAGGCCACUCCCUCCAGCAGGACGCACUGCUGGGCCCUCAUCCUGUGCCUGUUCAUCUGCUGGCCGUGCGUGUGCCUUCCUUAUUGCAUGGACUCCUGCCAGAAUGCCAACCACUACUGUCCCAACUGCAGCGCCUACAUCGGCACCUACGAGAACUAACGCCUAUUUAUGCAUAUCCUACCUAUAGAGAACCUUAAACAUUAGCUUCAUAUUUAAACGAAAUUUAACUGUAAAUACACAUUGUACGACCGUCACACAUUAAACAUGAGAUUUAAACCGGAAAA
Messenger RNA from Drosophila eugracilis, 593 nucleotides. RefSeq names its product lipopolysaccharide-induced tumor necrosis factor-alpha factor homolog. Bases 79 to 468 code for a protein of 129 amino acids. Gene Ontology annotation, molecular function: zinc ion binding. The record is from RefSeq and is a predicted model, not a curated record. The transcript has 2 exons. NCBI's taxonomy places the organism in Eukaryota, Metazoa, Arthropoda, Insecta, Diptera, Drosophilidae.